Epinephelus fuscoguttatus (brown-marbled grouper) is the source of this 1562-nucleotide messenger RNA. RefSeq names its product TLC domain-containing protein 3A-like. The record is from RefSeq and is a predicted model, not a curated record. The transcript is spliced from 5 exons. NCBI's taxonomy places the organism in Eukaryota, Metazoa, Chordata, Actinopteri, Perciformes, Serranidae. Gene Ontology annotation, cellular component: membrane; endoplasmic reticulum. The coding region runs from base 162 to 980 and encodes 272 amino acids. Gene Ontology annotation, biological process: lipid homeostasis.
ACACAAGGAAAACCGGACAUUAUCAUCAGUUUAUAAACACCCCCCGGACAGGACGUCAAAAGAGGACAUGUCCGGGCAAAAGAGGACUUUUGAUCAGCCUGUUAUCGAUCCUGACCUGAUGAUCAGGGCGGUGUAGCGGCCACAGAGAGAGGAAGAGGAUCAUGUUUACCGCCUUGGUCUGUGGAGCUGUGGUGUUUCCAGGACUUUUCUUCAGCUUCAGGAAAAUACUGACACGUACUUUCACACAGUGGAGUGAAGCAGAUGUGGUUUCUGUCAGCGAGAGUCUGGUCUCUGCCAUCCAUGCAUGUUUGGCCACAGCAGCCGGAGUCAUAGUGGUGACGUCCUGCAGGGAUGUCAUGACUGACAGUCACUGGCUGGUCAAUGGGUUUGUCAUGUUCGGAGCUCCCUACAUGGCCUACGACAUCUACGCCAUGUAUCUGAGCCACUACCACACUCAGAGGGUCAGAGGUCACACCAGUUCAUACAGUGCCCACUCUCUUCAGACGGUGAAGGCGUUCCUCCGUAAGGACUGCAUGUUUGUCCUCCAUCAUCUGACGCUGCUUCUCGUCUUCCUGCCCAUCGCUCUGUUCUUCAGACGGGGACUGGGGGACUUCUUCAUCGGCUGCCUGUUCACCACAGAGUUCAGCACGCCUUUCGUCUCUAUAGGAAUGAUCCUCAUCCAGCUGGGCCUCGACAACACCAGGCUGCACAGAAUCAACGGCAUCAUCGUCCUGUUGAGUUUCUUCACCUGUCGGAUCCUGAUCUUCCCCUUCAUGUACUGGAUGUACGGACGGCAGUUUGGGAUUCCUCUGCACCGAGUGGCCUUCCACCUGCCUCUGCAGUGCAACGUGGGUAAUCUGGUGAUCCUGGCUCCGCAGAUCUACUGGUUCAACCUGCUGCUGAGGAAAGCCAACAGAGUCUACCUGCGACAGAGGAGAGGGAAUGGAGACGGAGACAAAGACAGGCCGAAGACGGACUGAGGAGUCCAAACUGUUUAGGAAAUAAUCUGGUUUUACACUGAGGAUGAAUGUAUGAGAGUAUUAUGACCACUGUGACGGGAAAAAACAUCACAGUGUUUGAGAAUAAGUAAUUAUAUGGGGAAAAAGAAUCCUAAUAUAUUCAGAAUAAAGUUGAAUUUUAUGAGAAAAACUGGUUAAAUGUCAGUGAAGAUCCUCGGUACUCUCAAGUGCUAUAUCGUAGGCAACUCAAGCACGUCCAGUUUAGAGCUUAGAUCGAGCCCAAAAAAGUAGUUGGUUCCAUAGCCUAGGUCUGUUAUGAGGAGCCCGACCCGUCCAAGCCCGAGGAUAGUGAUGGGAAAUUACGAACGGCUUAUUCUAAGGUAACAAAAACACAACGAUUCUUAUUUUCAGGUGAUUAUACACUAAAGAAGAUCUCCCUCAAAUUCUACACGCUGAACCUUUAACUAUAAAUUUUAUUUCACCUGUUACCAUGUGACACAAUUGUUGUGUUACAGCUGUUACAGUACGUUGUUAACGCUUUACUAAAUGGUGCAAUGCAGAGAAUAUUUUUGUACAAAUAAAAAGAACUUUUAAACAACAUAA